Clonostachys solani is the source of this 2955-nucleotide messenger RNA. The record is from the annotation of a GenBank genome assembly. NCBI's taxonomy places the organism in Eukaryota, Fungi, Ascomycota, Sordariomycetes, Hypocreales, Bionectriaceae.
AUGAACCGUCACGAAUCUGGCGUCUGCCUCGUUCAGCGUCUUGCCCGGGUUGUCCUUCUCCCACAUGCCAAUGCACGACUCCUCGCCACACUUGGCGUUGUUUCCAUGCUUGGGGUCUGCGCCCUCCGUCAGGCCAGGCCUCGUGCCCUUGGCGGCCUCCUCGGCCUCCGUGACCAGUCUGUUCGUCUCGGGGUACUUGAGUUUGUCUUCGCCGUUCUCGCCCUUCUCUGUCUUGUGGAUCAAGGACUCGCCGUUGUUUUGGGAACUUCCGAGGUAGACCUUGUCGCCUUUGCCACCAUCAGCCACCAUGGCCGUCAUGACUCCCGGCUUUUCACCACCGUAGUUCUUGUGCUUGGCUUGCAUUUCGUCCAUGGCGUCCGAGGCCACUCCGUAAAGUCCGCCGUUGCCCAUGGAGGCAUCACGGUCAAUGCCGAGACCACCCUCCUUGUGGGCUCCGAUCAGGCACUCGUCACCUCGCUUCGCCUUGCCGCCAAUCAUGCAGCUGGCAGCAGCAUUCUUGUUUCCGGCCUUCUUGCCAGGAGUCUUCUUGUUACCGGCAGUCUUCUUGUUGCCAACUGCCUUCUUGUUACCAGGAGACUUCUUGGCACCAGCCUUCUUGCUGCCAGCGGGAGACUUCUUUGCUCCAGCUGCCUUCUUGCUACCGGCCUUCCUGUUGCUAUUCUUGCCAACAGCUUUGUUACCGGCCUUCUUUCCAGAAGUCUUCUUGUUGCCUGCCUUCUUUCCAGCAGCCUUGGUGUUUCCGGUCUUCUUGCCAGGGGUCUUCUUAGCACUGGACUUCUUGCUACCAGCAGGAGACUUCUUGUUGCCAGCCUUCUUGCCAACAGUCUUACUACCGGCCUUCUUGCCAGCGGCCUUCUUGUUGGUAGUCUUCUUGCCAGCAGCCUUGGUGUUUCCGGCCUUCUUGCCAGGGGUCUUCUUAGUACCGGACUUCUUGCUGCCAGCAGGAGACUUCUUAGCACCGGCCUUCUUGUUGCCAGCGGUCUUCUUAUUGCCGCUGGCCUUCUUGCUGCCAUUCUUGCUAACAGCUUUAUUGCCGGCCUUCUUGUUACCUGCAGUCUUCUUGUUUCCAACUGCCUUCUUGCUGCCAGCCUUCUUAUUGCCAGAAGGUUUCUUUGCACCGGCAGUCUUUUUGUUGCUAACUGCCUUCUUGUUACCAGCAGACUUCUUAGCACCAGGAGACUUCUUGUUGCCGGCCUUCUUGCCAACAGCCUUGUUGCCAGUCUUCUUGCUACCGGAAGCCUUCUUCACACCAGCAGGUUUCUUGGCACCAGGGGACUUCUUGUUGCCAGAGGCCUUCUUGUUUCCGACGGUCUUCUUGUUGCCGGCAGUCUUCUUAGCACCAGCCUUCUUGUUGUUGGAAGGUUUUUUGGAACCAGCAGUCUUCUUGUUGCCAACUGCCUUCUUGUUGCUAGCAGCCUUUUUGGUGGUAGACUUCUUAGCACCAGCAGGAGACUUCUUAGCACCAGAUUUCUUCGCACCGGCAGUCUUCUUGUUUCCAACUGCUUUCUUGUUGCCGGAAGGCUUCUUGGCACCAGCAGCCUUCUUGUUUCCGGAAGGCUUCUUAGCAGCAGACUUCUUGGCACCAGCAGGAGACUUCUUGGCACCAGAUUUCUUGGCUCCGGCAGUCUUCUUGUUACCAACUGCCUUCUUGUUGCCGGAAGGCUUCUUGGCACCAGCAGUCUUCUUAGCACCAGCAGCCUUCUUGUUGCCGGAAGGCUUCUUAGCACUGGACUUCUUGGCACCAGCUGGAGUCUUCUUGUUACCAACUGCUUUCUUGUUGCCAGCAGCCUUCUUAGUGCCAGCAGGAGACUUCUUGGCACCAGAUUUCUUGGCUCCGGCAGUCUUCUUGUUACCAACUGCCUUCUUGUUGCCGGAAGGCUUCUUGGCACCAGCAGUCUUCUUAGCACCAGCAGCCUUCUUGUUACCUGCAUGCCAGCAGGAGACUUCUUGGCUCCAGCCGUCUUCUUGCCACCAGCAGCCUUCUUUGGUGUAGCAGCCUUCUUACCACCGGCGGGCUUCUUGCCACCAGCGGCUUUCUUAGGUGCAGCAGCCUUCCUACCACCAGCGGCCUUCUUGUUGGCAGCAGGUUUCUUGCCGCCAGCAGCCUUCUUGGGUGUAGUGGCCUUCUUGCCAGCAGCAGCCUUCUUUGGUGUGGCAGCCUUCUUACCACCGGCAGCCUUCUUUGGUGUGGCAGCCUUCUUACCGCCAGCGGCCUUCUUGGGUGUCGUGGCCUUCUUCCCAGCAGCAGCCUUCUUGCCGCCAGCAGCCUUCUUUGGAGUGGCAGGCUUCUUGCCACCGGCAGGCUUCUUGCCACCAACGGCCUUCUUAGGUGCAGCAGCCUUCUUAUUGGCAGCAGCCUUCUUAGGUGUAGCAGCCUUGUUUCCACCAGCGGCCUUCUUGGGUGUAGUCGCUUUCUUGCUGGCGGCAGGCUUCUUAGGUGUCGAAGCCUUCUUGGGCGUAGCAGCCUUCUUGCUGGCGGCAGGCUUCUUUGGUGUAGCGGCCUUCUUAGGUGUAGAAGUCUUCUUGCUGGCAACAGACUUCUUAGCACCACCAGCGGCUUUCUUGACGGCAGCAGCCGCCUUCUUGGGUGCAGCGGCUUUCUUGACAGCAGCAGCGGCCUUCUUGGGCGUAACGACCUUCUUGACAGCAGCAGCGGCCUUCUUUGCUGGGGCGGCAACCUUCUUCACGGCACUAGCAGCCUUCUUCAAUAUUCCCAGCCCCCGGCCGUCCAGCGAAGGAGACCAUGAGUCGAAAACAUUGCGGGAAGCGAGCGCCGAUAGCUUCUCGUCGCUCUGUAGUUCUCGUUCGUCGAUCUGGGGUGUUGUCGCUAAUGUACUGCCAAUGAAACAGCACACGAGGAAGGCCAGGAAGAGCAGAGCUCUCGGUAGGCGCGCCAUGAUCACCAGGAUACAAUGGCAAAGAAUCCAAAGAUAG